Molecule: messenger RNA, 546 nt
Organism: Dibothriocephalus latus
Lineage: Eukaryota; Metazoa; Platyhelminthes; Cestoda; Diphyllobothriidea; Diphyllobothriidae
Source: the annotation of a GenBank genome assembly
UUGGAUCAAGACGCUUACGGGAAGUACCGGUGCGUUUUCGAACUCGCUGGCUCUGACAGCAUCGGAUGGGACGUCUUCCUUCGUGUGCCCCCUAUUCUGCGCCUUUCGAGUGAUCCACCACCCCCGCCCCUUUCCGCUGCCGUCUUGCAUGAUCCUGCAUGCAAACAAUCACUCAAUCCGCACAACGUGUACCUGCGUAGCCAAUGGGAACAGGCCUGCCGCGUGGUAGUCGCCUUUCCUCCCGUUAGGUUGUCUAAAUUCUAUUGGAACUGGAGUCAUCCGGAGCACGCCCUCCGAUUGGCCGAUUCGAAGAUGUUGGAGGAUGGGUCGCAGCAGCAACAGCCCGUUUCUGCCAAUGCUCAAUUACCGGCGGAAGAGGAGGCGGAGGAUGGGAACUGCGCCGGACUAAUAAUCGAACAGAAGGAGAAGGAGCCAAUGGAGGGCUCCGUCAUCUUCUGGUGUCAUGCCGAAAAUGAGGUUGGUGGGUCGGAAGUUUGGUGGCCAACUGCUGACAACUCAGAUACACGUAAGCUUUGCAUUCGCUAA